CAUGCUGACUCCGCUACAUUUUCCAGAUUGAAGAUGCUGGACUCAAGUGCGGAAGACAGCCUUAUGUUGAACCCCGACCCUCCGGGCAGAAGAACAUGGCCUCUAGACUGUCACUUCUGCUGGCUGCCGUGGCUUCAGGGGUCUUAGCCAAGGCAGGCCAGUGGCCUGGGAAUUCCAGCCUGUACCAGCUGACCCAGCAGCUCUUACGGAGCUACUCCAAGGGUAUGAGACCUGUCUAGGACUGGACACAACCUACCACUGUGUACCUGGAUCUGCUGGUCUGUGAGGUGCUGGACGUGGAUGCCCAGAAUCAGAAAGUAACGUCCACUGUGUGGUACUUAGAGAUUUGGAAGGAUGAGUUUCUAACCUGGGACAGCAGCCUGUAUGGAGGGAUUGGGGAGAUCUCCGUGCUUCUGAAUGACCUUUGGGCCCCAGACAUCAUCAUCAACAAAUUCAUGAAGGAGGAACAGUCUCCCGAACUGCCCUAUGUUUAUUUAAAUUCUUCGGGGAGGAUAAGGAAACCUAAGCCAAUCCAGGUGGUCUCUGCCUGUGAUCUGGAGACCCAUGCUUUUCCUUUCGAUAUCCAGAACUGCAGCCUGACUUUCAACAGCACCCUGCACAAUGUGAGGGAUGUGGAUCUCGCCUUGCUGAGAAGUGUGGAGGACAUCCAGAACGACAAGCAGACGUUUCUGAACAACAGCGAAUAGGAGCUCCUUGCCCUGCCCGCGGCCUACCGCAGCCUCCCCAGCCAGACUGGAGAUGCCCAGAUUCAGUUUCACGUGGUGAUCCGGUGCCACCCACUGCUCUACAUGGUCAGCCUGUUACUUCCCAGCAUCUUCCUGAUGGUUAUGGACCUGGGCAGCUUCUACCUGCCUCUACACUGUGGCACCCAGAUCAUAUUCAAGACCAGCAUCCUAAUCGGGUACACAGUCUUCAAAGUCAACAUCUCCGAGGAGCUGCCAAAGAGCAUGGCCAGCACCCCACUGAUUGGUGUAUUAUUCACUGUCUGUAUGGCCUUCCUGGUCUUCAGCUUACUCAAGUCCACCCUGCUAGUCCGUUUCCUGCACACGGAGAGGAGCAAGGGGCAGGAACAGCCCCUCUCUUUUCUCCGAGGGAGCCCCGGCUCCAGAAGCUGCAGCCCUAUGGGGAGUGCCCAUCCAGCUGGGAGCCCCCUUGAGGCUCCUGGCAGGAGGGAGCAUGGGGCUGGAGCGGGGGCCAUGGAGGAAGCUCUGGCCCAGCUGCAGUCCAUAGGUCACCACAUCCAGGCCCUGGACUAG
This is a messenger RNA of Tachyglossus aculeatus (Australian echidna), 1277 nucleotides long. RefSeq names its product 5-hydroxytryptamine receptor 3B (gene HTR3B). Gene Ontology annotation, cellular component: synapse; neuron projection; postsynaptic membrane. NCBI's taxonomy places the organism in Eukaryota, Metazoa, Chordata, Mammalia, Monotremata, Tachyglossidae. The record is from RefSeq and is a predicted model, not a curated record. Gene Ontology annotation, molecular function: neurotransmitter receptor activity; transmembrane signaling receptor activity; extracellular ligand-gated monoatomic ion channel activity. Gene Ontology annotation, biological process: chemical synaptic transmission; monoatomic ion transmembrane transport; nervous system process.